UUGCCGCCGGUGCUACAGUUGGGCAUUACCUCCGGUUUGAGGUACUGCACGCGCGAAAGUAUAAAAGAGCAGACGCCUCCAGAGGAAGACGCAGUCACCCACCAGACUCCAGCACAAACCUCGUCUUCGCAGCUCCUCAUCCUCUCACUAUGAACGCCAUGUUUGUUGCGGUGAUCCUGGGAGUUGUGGCCGUCGCCAGCGCGACUACAGUACCAGCUGGCACCAGCAUCUACCAGCAGCCCCAGUACCAACCACUCCAACCUGGGGUGCAGUACCAGCCUGUGGUGCAGUCAGAACAGGUUGUGGGAGGCCGCGUCGUGCCUGGGGUGUACCCAGGCACUGUGGGCUCACACGUCUACACCUCAGGGAUCGUCCCCAGUGUCUACUCCUCUGGAAUCGUUCGUGGCGUCCACCCUGCCAACGCUGCCCCCACUGUAGGAGGGUCCUACCCUUACUACCCCACCGCCUGAGCUUCCAGUUCACAGAUUACCUGAACAAUUUCACUACGUCUUUCGCUGAUCCAUGAAUGACUGUGUAUGUCCAAAUUUGGUGAAUAAAUCUUUUCUCAGUGUCACUAUAA
Molecule: messenger RNA, 580 nt
Organism: Schistocerca piceifrons (Central American locust)
Lineage: Eukaryota; Metazoa; Arthropoda; Insecta; Orthoptera; Acrididae
Product: cuticle protein 9.5-like
Exons: 2
Coding region: 150-470 (106 amino acids)
Source: RefSeq, a predicted model, not a curated record